Molecule: messenger RNA, 7664 nt
Organism: Labeo rohita (rohu)
Lineage: Eukaryota; Metazoa; Chordata; Actinopteri; Cypriniformes; Cyprinidae
Gene: srgap1a
Product: SLIT-ROBO Rho GTPase activating protein 1a
Exons: 22
Coding region: 586-3894 (1102 amino acids)
Biological process (GO): signal transduction; negative regulation of cell migration
Cellular component (GO): cytoplasm
Molecular function (GO): protein binding; GTPase activator activity
Source: RefSeq, a predicted model, not a curated record
ACAAAGCAAAAUUACCGUCGUGGACAACUGGUUUGAAAAGUUGUCAAUCCCGUCCACAUUUCCGCUACGUGCACCCCCUCCACCUCCAAUCCCUCCCAUUCCCAACCACUUGCUUUUCCAGCUGCUUUGAGGUCAGUCAGAAUCCGUGAAACUGUCCGGCUAACAGACACACUGACGCGAGGAAAGGGUGCAGAAAAUCACGCUAACCCUGUGUAACAUGUCAUUAUGCUGCCCGGAUCCGUCGGCGGAUGACUAAAAGACAGCUCGGAGGGCUGGAUUGCCUCUUGCUGGAACAAGCCGUGGACAUUUGCCCAAGGAAAGGGUUACUUGUUCGGGAGGAAACUCUUCCCGUGCGCGCUGUGUUUUGAUCGCGCUGAAGGCGGAAUUACAUUCGGGAUCGUUGGAAACUCGGACGAUGAACAUUUGCGGCGUUCGGCUUUUGGGAUUUUCAGCCUGAGCAACUUAAAUAUCUCUGGGAUGCACUGGCCGCUGUAGGGCGACCUGGAAAUUGGAAAAGCCCCCACAGAAACCAGUUUGCAAACAUUCUCCUAACUGAACUGUUGAUAUUUCUAAACGCUUUUGAAAAUGUCGAAUCCGCCCGUGAAGUUCAAAAAGGAUAAAGAGAUCAUUACAGAGUACGAGACUCAAGUCAAAGAGAUUCGAGCCCAACUGGUGGAACAGCAGAAAUGUCUGGAACAGCAGACGGAUAUGAGGGUCCAGCUCCUUCAGGACCUCCAAGACUUCUUCCGCAAAAAGUCCGAAAUCGAGAUGGAGUACUCGCGCAACCUGGAGAAGCUCGCCGAACGCUUCAUGGCCAAGACCAGGAGUACUAAGGACCAUCAGCAGUAUAAGAAAGACCAGAAUCUCCUGUCUCCGGUCAACUGCUGGUACCUGUUGCUGAACCAGGUUCGACGGGAAAGCAAAGACCAUGCGACACUGAGCGACAUUUAUCUGAACAACGUCAUCAUGCGCUUCAUGCAGAUUAGUGAAGACUCCACGCGACUUCUGAAAAAGAGUAAAGAAAUCACCUUUCAGCUGCAAGAGGAUUUGAUGAAAGUCCUCAACGAGCUCUACACGGUGAUGAAAACCUACCAUAUGUAUCACACGGAGAGCAUCAGUGCCGAAAGUAAACUGAAGGAGGCUGAGAAGCAGGAGGAAAAGCAGAUCGGACGUGUUGGAGAUCCCGUCUUUCACAUCCGACUAGAGGAUAGACAUCAGAGACGGAGCUCUGUUAAGAAGAUUGAGAAGAUGAAGGAGAAGAGGCAGGCCAAGUACUCGGAGAACAAGCUGAAGUCGAUCAAAGCUCGGAACGAAUACCUGCUGACGCUCGAAGCCACCAAUGCUUCAAUCUUCAAGUAUUACAUUCACGACUUGUCUGAUUUAAUAGACUGUUGUGAUCUGGGAUAUCACGCCUCUCUGAACCGGGCUUUGCGGACCUACCUCUCGGCCGAAUAUAACCUGGAGACGUCUCGUCACGAGGGCCUGGACAUCAUUGAGAACGCGGUGGACAGUCUGGACCCCCGUAGUGACCGCCAGCGCUUCAUGGAAAUGUACCCUACCGCCUUCUGCCCGCCCGUCAAAUUUGAGUUUCAGCCACAUAUGGGAGAUGAGGUGUGUCAGAUCACGGCCCAGCCUCCAGUGCAGGCAGAACUCCUCCUGAGGUUCCAGCAGCUUCAAUCCCGCCUGGCCACUCUAAAGAUUGAGAACGAAGAGAUCAAGAAGACAUCAGAGGCCACUCUCACUACAAUCCAGGACAUGGUGACCAUUGAGGAUUAUGACGUGUCUGAAUGUUUCCAUCACAGCCGCUCCACUGAAUCGGUCAAGUCCACCGUGUCGGAAACCUACCUCAGCAAGCCAAGCAUCGCUAAGAGACGCGCCAACCAACAGGAGACGGAGCAGUUCUAUUUUAUGAAGUUCCGCGAGUAUCUGGAGGGCAGCAAUCUCAUCACGAAGCUUCAGGCAAAGCAUGAUCUACUGAAGAGGACCCUCGGUGAUGGUUACCGGCCUGAGUAUGCAACUACAAGGCCUCCCAGUCUUCCUCCUAAACCGUUUGGCACACAGAGGCCCAGGCCACGCUCUGUAUUUAACGUUAAGCUGUUUAAUGGCAAUUUGGAGUCAUUUGUUAAGGACUCUGGACAAGCAAUACCAAGAGUUGUUGAGAGCUGUAUUCGAUUCAUCAACCUGUAUGGCCUUCAGCAUCAAGGAAUAUUCAGAGUGUCUGGAUCUCAAGUUGAAGUCAAUGAUAUCAAGAACUCUUUUGAGAGAGGUAAUGAUCCCUUGACAGACGAAGAGAAUAACCACGAUAUAAACUCCGUUGCGGGAGUAUUGAAACUCUACUUUCGAGGUUUGGAGAACCCUCUGUUUCCAAAGGAAAGAUUCAAUGAUCUCAUCUCCUGCGUCAGAAUAGACAAUCUGUAUGAGAGAGCGCUGUACAUUCGAAAGAUCCUUCUGACUGUACCCAGAUCAGUGCUCGUGGUCAUGCGAUAUCUGUUCGCCUUCCUCAACCACUUGUCCCAGUACAGCGAUGAAAAUAUGAUGGACCCCUAUAACCUAGCCAUCUGCUUCGGCCCCACCCUCAUGCCCACUCCAGAAACUCAGGACCAGGUUUCUUGCCAGGCCCAUGUCAAUGAGGUCAUCAAAACCAUCAUCAUCCACCACGAGACCAUCUUCCCCGACGCGAAGGAGCUUGACGGCCCCAUGUACGAGAAGUGUAUGGCAGGCGGAGACUAUUGUGAGAGUCCAUACAGUGAACAUGGGGCUCUUGAGGAGGUCGAUCAGGAUGGAGGAGCGGAGACCCACACCAGUGAAGAUGAGGGGGAGCCCAUUGAAGCCAUUGCAAAAUUUGAUUAUGUGGGUCGGUCUGCACGGGAGCUGUCCUUUAAGAAGGGUGCAUCUCUACUGCUGUACCAGAGAGCGUCGGAUGACUGGUGGGAGGGCAGACACAAUGGCAUAGACGGCCUAGUGCCUCAUCAGUACAUUGUUGUACAGGAUAUGGAUGACACAUUCUCUGACACACUGAGCCAGAAGGCAGACAGCGAAGCCAGCAGUGGCCACGGAGGAGAUGAGAAAUGCUCCAGCAGAGACAUCGGAUCUCCGUCAGACAGCCGCCUACCUGAUUCCUACAUCAGCAGCAGGCACAGGAAGAGAAGUGACCCCCCGACCCGCAGGCCUCCAGCUCGCCCCACUGACACCCACUGCUUGGUCCAUCCCUCCCAGAGCCACCACGGCAACCACAGCAGCCACGGUAGUCACGGCAACCCAGAUUUGGGAUCCCCGGUGAUGGGCCACUACAGCCCGAGGGACCUGCUGAGAGGGAGAGGACACGUGCCCAUAAAUAGUCCCGAGAGACGUCGACGGACUGGCCACGGCAGCCUGACCAACAUCAGCCGGCACGAGUCCUUGAAAAAGAUGGAGAGCCCUCCCAUCCGCAGGUCCACGUCUUCAGGCCAGUACACAAGCUUCUCCGAGCCUCACGGCAAAAGCCUGGAUCCAGAGAGCAUCGCACAGGACAUAGAGGAGACGAUGAACACUGCUCUAAAUGAGCUGAAGGAGCUCGAGCGGCAAAGUUCUGCUAAACACGCCCCUGACGUGGUGCUGGACACCCUGGAGCAGAUGAAGAACGCUCCCACACCGGCCAGCUCCACCGAGUCCCUCAGCCAACUCCACGGCCUCCUGCUGCGGCCCGCCGUCGCGGAGCCGCCCAUGCGCCGCAGCACCAGCUCCUCCAGCGAUACCAUGAGCACCUUCAAGCCCGCCGUGGCCCCGCGCAUGGGGGUGCAACUCAAGCCCCCCGCCCUGCGGCCCAAACCCAUGGUGGCGUUACCCAAGACGGGAGCGGCGCAGCAUCCGGCAGCUCCUCCGCAGGAUCCACUGGACAAAUCCUGCACCAUGUGAUUCAUUGUGGACGAAACAUUCAGGGACGACAAAGAUUAAGACCACUGCUGUCAGAGCCAGAUUUAUAGUGGAUUUUAAUGCCAAUGAACAUGGUGACGUGUGGUUCUUUAUUUUGCAACAUCUCAUUCAGAGAGUGGACUAUAGAUACUAGAAAUACGGCGACGAUAGUUAGCGUGUAUAAAAUUCCAACACUAUUAUAGGGAUUAUAAAUAAACUAGAAUAACGUCAGUCACUAAGCAUGGUUCUGAGGAAGAGUAGAGUUAGAUAAACAGGUGUUUACUAUUUCAGAGAGUUCCAAUUUAAACAUUUUUAGAUAUUCUAGACACCUGCAGCUAACGGGAAAGCAGUUAAUUUGUAUCCCAAAACUGUUUGCAUGCUUGUCUGACACCUUAUUUUUUUCCCGCAAUAUUCUGUGUGAUAGAUUAAGGAGUUGUGACGAUAAUAUUAAAGAAAGCAACAAAUCACUACAGCUUCCUACGGUAUGUUGUUAGGGUGACUUUUUAUAUACAGUAUCAGUAGUUUACAUCCACUAGAAAAACUGCUAAAUGUGAAUAAUACAGAAACUAAGCAGAGUCCUUGGUUUCUCUGUUUACAGCAUAAGGAUUGUGGGAAAUGCGUCUCUUAACAUCUCAGAUUGUUUUUGAAAUGAUGUGUGGAAUGUUGACGUUGGAAGCGCACUGCCAUAUAAGGGCAUGUGAUGUCACAUCGUCUGCCCAUCCCGAUUGGCUGUCGACGUUAAGAGCAUUCUAAGUUGUAUCAGCGAGGCUUUACUUUGAAUAUUAUAUUUUUGAUAGUAAUAUUUGAAUAUAUGCCCAGGGAGUUUGUGUAAACCACAUCUGCUUAUGUUGAAGAAGCUUUUUUUCACUUGAUUUCUUAUUUAGAAAGAUAGAAAUAUAUAUUGUGUAUAUAAAUGUACAUCCACUAAACUUUUUUUUUUUGUCUUUAGGUUCAUUACUUUCUCCCAGGAACCAACUGCUUACUAUAAACGAUAUUUUUGUAGUAUAUAUCUGCUUAAUUAGAUGUAAUCUGCUGUGAAUUAUGGAAACACGUUUCCGCCACUGAAUAAAAAAAGGUCAUUUUGAUCUUUUAUCUCACAAUUCUGCCUUUUUCUCGCAGUUGCGAGUUCACAUCUUGCAGUUCUGACUUUUUUUCUCAGAAUUUUAAAAUAUAAAUUUGCAAAUCUGAAAAAUGUGUGAUAUAAACUCGCAAUUGUGUUUUAAAGCCAGAAUUGUGAGACAUAAACUCAAAGGUAUUGACCUUUUUUUUUCCCCUUAAAAUUGCGAGUUUAUAUUUUGCAGUUCUGACUUUAUAACUUAGUUGCGAGUUUAUAUCGUGCAGUCCGCCUUGUAACUCACCAUUGUGAGUUUAUAUUGUGCAAUUCUGAGUAAAAAAAAAAAAGCCAGAAUUGUGACUUUAAAUCUUGCAAUUCUGACUUUAUUACUCGCAAUUGCGAGUUUAUACCAUGCAAUUGUGAUUUAUAACUUGGAAUUGAGUUUAUAUCACACAAUUCUGAGGAAAAAAGUCAGAAUUGUGACUUUAAAUCUAGCAAUUCUGACUAUAGUUCGCAGUUGUGAGUUUACAUUGCACAUUUCUGACCUUGUAACUCGCCAUCGCGAGUUAAUGUUGCACAAUUAUGUGGAAAAAGUCAGAUUAAAUCUCACAAUUCUGACUUUAACUCAAAAUUAUGUAUCACGCAGUUCUGAGGAAAAAAGUCAAAAUUGUGACUAUAUCUCGCAAUUCUGAUUAUAACUCGCAAUUUUGAGUUUACAUUACACAAUUUUGACUGUAAGUCGCAGUUGCGAGUUUAUAUCGCACAAUUUGGACUUUGUGACUCACAAUUGUGAGUUUAUAUCACGCAAUUCUGAUUAUAACUUGCAAUUGCGAUCUUACAUCGCACAGUUCAGACUUUAUAACGUAUAGUUGUUUAUAUUGUGCAAUUCUGACAUUGUAACUGCCAACUGCAAGUUUAUAUUGCCCAGUUCUGAGGAAAAGGCAGAACUGACUUUAAAUCUUACAAUUCUGACUUUAUAACUUGCAAUUGUGAGUUUAUAUUACGCAAUUCUGAGGAAAAAAGUCGGAAUUGACUGUAUCUUGCAGUUCUGAUAUUAUAAUUCGCAAUUGCGAGUUUAUAUUGCGCAGUUCUGACCUUGUAAUUUGCCAUUGCAAGUUUAUAUCGCACAAUUCUGACUUUAUAACUGACAAUUGUGAGUUUAUAUUGUGCAAUUCUGAGGAAAAGUCAGAAUUGACUUUACAUCUUGCAAUUCUGACUUUAUAACUCGCAAUUGCAAGUUUAUAUUGCGCAAUUCUGACUUUAUAACUUACAAUUGUGAGUUUAUAUAACACUAUUCUAAGGAAAAAAGUCAGAAUUGUGACUAUAGUUCUCGCAGUUCUGACUUUAUAACUCAUGAGUAUAAUUGCGAGUUUGUAUUGCGCAAUUUUGACUACAACUCGCAACUGCGAGUUUAUAUCACGCAAAAAAGUCCGAAUUCCGAGUUUAUCAUGCAAUUCCAAGAAAAAGUCUGAAUUGUGAGAUAUAAAGUCGCAAUAUAAUUUCUUUAUUUUUUAUUCAGUGGCAGAAACGGGCUUCCAUAGUGAAUAGUCAAGUCUAGCUGCCAAAAAAAAGUAAAGUUCUUCAAGUGCUGCUUAGAGAUCGAUCCUUGUCAGCUUAGCUGUCUAAAACGCUCGGCUUGGUUCUGUCCUAUAAGCAUGAACGAUAAUCCUUUUAGUUGUCAUAUGCAAGUACUUUUUUAGAAACCUUUGAGGCAAUAUUUCUUGUUGGUUCGCCAAACAAGGGAAUGAUGCCAAUAGCCAUGGACUCAGAGACUGUUACUGCAGCGCUUUCGUGAUAUAGUGCUGUUUCUUAUGUGUGCUAGAGGCCCAUUAACCCUUCGUGCUAACGUCACACGCAGCACCGCACCCAAAUUCCAAGUCAGUCACGCGAGGUACCCAAAGAUAAAGUUAGAGUUAUGUACAGCGCCAUCAGUCACAUGUAUUUGCACUCCAAAAUUAAAUCUGGGAUUUCAUGUACAGUAUAUCAAUUUGAUCUUAUCUGUGCAUUGACAUUCACAUUGUUAUGACAGUUUGACAAUAGCUUAACGUGUGUGUGUGUGAUUGUACUGUAUUCACUGAUAAUUAUACAACAGUUUACUCAUGUUUAGGUAGGAUAUGCUAUGAAAUGUUUGGGUGAUGUUACGAAAUCCAUCGCUGAACCAACGCGACAAACUGUACCUAACUUUAAGAAAAUUAUAAGCAAUGGUUGUUUUUAAACAUGUAAUUAUAAGGAACAUACUAAAGCCUUUUGAUUACCGAUUUCUAUUACGAACGAAGUGUUUUUUUCUUUUAUUUUUUAAGAGUGUACAUUAAGCCUUGAGAAAUGUUCUCCCUGCAGAACUACACACAGUAGCAGAAUCUCUGUACUUAAUUGCUGUUCUAUCAGUGUGUCCAUGUACAUCUCUGUACUGUGUACUUGUGAAAGUGCCUUUAAAAACUGUUUUAGAGGAACUUCAUCCAAACGUCCUCUGUGCCGUGGCAUUCUUAUUUCAGAUCCGGUGUACCGAGUUGCUAGGGAUUAUGGUAAAUAAGUUAUUACUAACGUUGUUCUGUUUAUUAAGUUGUAUAAGAAUGAUCAAAUAAUAAAGAUACUGCUUAUCCAUUGUGACAUUGCACUUUUAUGUGAGACUGUAUAUUUGGCAUGUAACAUCCUAACAAGUUGUAGAGCUCUUGGAGGACUGCUCCGUCUUUCUAAUAAAGAACAUAGUUUGGUCAGUUCA